AUGCCUCGCCGGCAGGACGAUGAUGACGACGAAGAGCGGCCUCUCCUGCGGUGCGACGCAGAUUUGGCGAGCCAAUAUAGCGAAGACAGCUGUGCCACGCGCCAGAUCGAAUUCGGCCCUGACGACGAGGAGAACCCCAAGGCGUGGAGCGGUAGGAAGAAGAUGACCAACGUGGCCAUCAUCGCGCUGAUGGCCAUCCUCAGCCCACUGGCCAGUUCCAUGUUCACCCCGGGCAUCUCGCAGAUCGCGCGCGACCUGCACACCGACGAGCAAAAGGUCAUCGCCACCACGACCGGCUUUGUCGUCAUGUUGGGCGUCGGCCCGCUGGUCCUGGCGCCGUUCUCGGAAACCUUUGGGCGAAGGACCCUGUAUAUCUGCUGUUUCUCCAUCUUUACGCUGCUGCAGGCGGGCUCGGCGCUGAGUCCGAAUAUCGGCACCCUCGUCGCGGUCCGAGCCAUUUCUGGCUUCUUUGGCAGUGUCGGCCUGGCCAAUGGCGGCGGAACCAUCUCCGACAUGUAUGACCCGUCGGAACGGGCUGGGAUCUUUGGAUGGUAUCUGCUUGGUCCGCUGCUAGGGCCGACUUUGGGUCCUCUAUUUGGAGGCAUCAUUGUCAGUCGGCUGGGCUGGAGAUGGAUCUACUGGGUCCUUACAAUUGUCUGCGCCAUCAACACGGCUAUAGGAUGCUUCUUGCUGCGAGAAACUUACGCUCCGGUCCUCCUCGGGCGGCGUAAAGCACACCUUCAAAACGAGGCAGGCAAAUCCACAAAAAUCCAUUUCCAAGGCGAGGACGAGCGUCCUCUGUCGAUGAAACUCAGGGCGAGUAUGAAAAGACCGUUUGUGAUUUUCGUGCAGCCCAUUGUCUUGGUCAUGAGCUCCUACCAGGCCCUGAUAUUCGGCACCACAUACAGCAUCUACACCAACAUGCAGAAAAUCUAUUCGGACGCACCGUACAACCUCAACUCUGAGCAGAUCGGCUUACUUUACCUUGGUCCUGGACUAGGGUUCUUGACCGCGGUGCGCUUCCUGGUACCUCGCAUCGAUACCGUGUUCAACAAGUUGACGGCGAAGAAUGAGGGGCAGUCGUUGCCGGAAUUUCGUCUGCCGCUUGCCAACGUGGGCAGUAUUUUGAUCCCUGCUAGUUUGUUUUGGUUCGCAUGGACGGUGCAGUACCGAGUUCACUGGGUGGUCAGCAUCGCGGCGACGUACUUCUACGGGGUCGGACAGGUGGUUGUCUUCAACGCAGUGCAAAAUUACUACAUCGACUCAUUCUCGCAGUACGCUGCCUCGGCCAUUGCAGGAGGGUCUGUAUUCAGGAGUUUGGUGGGUGGACUGGUUCCGUUGUUUGCACCCCAGCUGUUUGACAAAGUCGGCUACGGCUGGGGAAUCAGCUGCUUUGGGUUCGUGGCAGUUCUGAUCGCCCCAAGUCCACUGUUAUUCUAUUAUUUCGGAGGCCGACUCCGCGAGAGGUUUCAACUCAAGUUCUAG
Molecule: messenger RNA, 1485 nt
Organism: Capronia epimyces CBS 606.96
Lineage: Eukaryota; Fungi; Ascomycota; Eurotiomycetes; Chaetothyriales; Herpotrichiellaceae
Exons: 4
Coding region: 1-1485 (494 amino acids)
Biological process (GO): transmembrane transport
Molecular function (GO): transmembrane transporter activity
Source: RefSeq, a predicted model, not a curated record